Daphnia magna is the source of this 2866-nucleotide messenger RNA. RefSeq names its product zinc finger MYM-type protein 1. Gene Ontology annotation, molecular function: protein dimerization activity. The transcript is spliced from 4 exons. Bases 338 to 2701 code for a protein of 787 amino acids. Lineage: Eukaryota; Metazoa; Arthropoda; Branchiopoda; Diplostraca; Daphniidae. The record is from RefSeq and is a predicted model, not a curated record.
UCGUCUUUAAACCAUAUUUUUUUACUAUUUUACUGAAAAAUAUUAAAGUAGAGUAGUAGACGUGUUGGCUAUAAGAAAUUUAAACUGGCAACGCUGGGACACCUAUUGUUUAUUUCUUUACUUCUCUUCUGCUCUGCUCUUUCAAAUUUCUAGAGUUGAAUUUUCCUUGUUAUUAGAGCACAAUGCACGUGAAAACUGCGGAGUGUUUCAGUAAAUUUGUGGCUUGCUGAACAGCCAUAGUGUUUGUGAUUUACUAGUGUAAUAGUGUACGUCUUACAUCAUGUAAGUGAGUAGUGACGUGUAAUAUUUAGAUUCGUUUGCAAGUUUUUUUGGUGAAAUGGAUAAAUUCGUUAUCCGAUCAAAGAAAAACAGUUCUGAUUUUCAAUCAGUACCAGCUGUUACAGUAUCCCCGUGUAGUAACAGUGAAGAAAUAGUUGACGUUCACGAAGAUUUUAAUGAACCAGUACCAUCUGGGUUAACAGACCAAGUUUCAGAUAGCCUGAGUGAUGUAAUACCUUUGAGUCAAUCUCAUUGUGCUUGUGCUCGUGCUGUUGCAGAAGCUUCUGCAUCAAAAUCUAAACAAAAGCCUUAUGGACGGCGGUUCAUUCCGAAAUGGACAGAGACAUUUUCGUGGAUAGAAUACCGUAUAGAAACUUUGAAAGUUUACUGCAAAAUUUGUACUCAGGCUUCCAAAUUAGGGCUCCCAUUGCCUCGCGAAUCUAGAGAGAAGGAUGCAUUUCAAGCUUUUGUAGAAAAGGGAUUUGAUAGAUGGAAAGAUGCUAUCGAGAGAUUUAAAAUCCAUGAACGAUCUGCUCUUCACCUAGCCGCCGUUUCCGGCCUACUUGAUGCUGAAAAAACCCCAAUUUCUGCCACUUUCUCAAAUAUUCUUAAAAGGGAUAUGGAAGAUAACAGAAGUGCACUGAAGCGAAUCUUUUCGAGUAUACGAUACUUGUGCUUGCAAGGCUUAGCAAUUCGAGGCAAAACAGAAGAGACAUCUAAUCUUCGCCAACUACUUAUCGAGAGAUCUUUGGAUUAUCUUCCAUUGCAAAAAUGGUUGGAAAGGCCAGAAAAAUACAAAUGGCUUUCACCCGAAAUUUGUAAUGAAAUCAUCACGGAUUUUUCUCUUGCAACCCAAAGGGACAUUGUUGCAACUUUGCAAAGUAGAGUUUACUUUGGUCUGAUGCUUGAUGAAUCGUCAGAUAUAUCAGCUAAGGAACAGGUUUCCAUAUGCUUUCGAACAGUCGAUGACGACUUUGAAAUCUAUGAAGAUUUUUUAGGAUUUUAUGAAACGGCCACAACCAAAAGCGCGGAUCUCUUUAAUAUUGUGAUGGACACCCUGAAAAGGUUUAACAUUUCAAUCAAUAACUGUCGCAGUCAAUGUUACGAUGGCGCUAGUGCUAUGGCUGGCGAUAUUUCGGGUUUAAAGACUCGUAUCAUGCAAACAGAACAUCGUGCGCUUUUUGUUCAUUGUAGAUCUCAUUCAUUGAAUCUUGUCGUGCAGGCUGAGGUUUCCAGGAAUACCGAUAUUGCCAACACCAUGUCUCUUGUGCAGAAUUUCAUUGCAUUUGCCAGAGGAUCUCCAAAGCGCUUAGCUUGGUUCCAUAACUUCCAGGAUCAAAAUGAUAAUGCAGAUGCCAAUGGAACAUCGUUUCGUCCCUUUUGUCCAACUCGGUUUAUUAUGCGCAAGAUAUCAAUCAUAUCCAUCACUAGUAAUUAUUCUUUCCUCAUUGAAUGGCUACAAGACCUUGAAACAAAUGAAGAUUUCGUCAAAUGUAAAGCCGAAGCUGCAGGAUUUUUAGCAUCGUUCCAGAGAUUUGACACAUUUUUAAAACUCGAAAUGCUGCGACAAAUUUUUACAACGUUGGAGGAUGCAAACACCCAGUUACAAGGAGCCCAGUUAAAUUUCCAGCGAGCAGAAGCCGUUAUUGAAGCAUUGAAAAAGGUUUUCAUAGAUGCCAGAUCCGAAGAACGUUUUGAUGUCCUGUGGACGUCGGCUGAAGCUUCAGCAAAAUUUUAUGAUUUGGAUGAGCCGGAAUUGCCCCGUCAAAGAAGACCUCCGGCGAGACGCACUGGAUCGGCAGCAGCUUAUUUCCCCUCUACGCCGAAAGAAAUGUAUCGCAAGAUUUACUUCGCUGCUUACGACGGAGUCAUUGUUGGGCUUUCGGACCGUUUCGAACCAAGUUCGACUACGACCCAUUUGAAGAAAGUUGAAGAAUUUCUCAUUGGGAAAACUGGAGUUGAAUAUUUAGAGGAAUUCUAUCAGAAUGAUUUUGAAGAUUAUCAGCGACUCCUACUUCAUCGAAAUAUUGCACUGGAUGCAGCCAAGAGUGAAAAAAAAGAGAUUAAAGAUUUUCAGGACUUUCUCGACUUCCUCAAGAUGGAUCAUCAUAUGGGUAUUCGCUCUUUAGCAUCCGAAGUUGUCAAGCUAGUCAAGAUCGUUCUUACUAUGGCAGUCACGACUUGCACCGCUGAGCGUUCAUAUUCCGGUUUAAGGCGACUCAAAAGUUACCUACGCUCAACAAUGACUCAGAAAAGAUUGAACGCCGUCGCUCUAUUAAACACUCACCGUGAUAUCGUUAAAACUUUUGAAUUGGACGUGCUUUUAGAUAAUUUCAUUGCCAAAGUUCACUUGCGUAUGCGAACAUUUUCUAUGUCAAAUGCCACAAACGGCAAGUCAAAUGUAAAGCCAAUUGACUCUUAGGAAUUAAUGUUUUUGUUAAGCUUAAGCAGGUGCAAUAUUCAAUAUUAUUUAUUAAUCCAGUUAUCUAAAAUCCAGAACACUUCAUUCCUUGAAUCCUUGUCCUCCUCCUUAUGAAUCAAUGCACCAUGCGCUUGUUGUUUCAAUACAGUUUCACUUUCAACAGUU